Sciurus carolinensis (gray squirrel) is the source of this 222-nucleotide messenger RNA. Its product is annotated as ubiquitin-fold modifier 1-like. NCBI's taxonomy places the organism in Eukaryota, Metazoa, Chordata, Mammalia, Rodentia, Sciuridae. The record is from RefSeq and is a predicted model, not a curated record. The transcript has a single exon. The coding region runs from base 1 to 222 and encodes 73 amino acids. Gene Ontology annotation, cellular component: cytoplasm; nucleus. Gene Ontology annotation, biological process: protein K69-linked ufmylation.
AUGUUGAAAGUUUCCUCGAAGGUAAUGCUGAUGUUGGAUCUGAGGCUGCUGUACAAAGGACUUAGUUUUCCUGAGAGUACAUCUUUCACAGCAGUAUUAAAAUUUGCAGGAGAAUUUAAAGUUCCUGCAGCAAUGAAUACAAUUAUUACCAGUGAUGGAAUAGGAAUAAAUCCUGCACAGAUUGCUGAAAAUGUUUUUCCAAAGCACUGUUCAGAACUUUGA